CAUGCUCAGUGGCACGGCCGGCUCGGUGGCCCGCGAGCUGCACCCGGAUCUGUGCGGCGGCGGCGGCGACGUGAGCGCGCAGGGGGGCGGCGGCCUCGCCUCGUCUGUGUCUCGGCGCCGGGCUCGGGUGGGUGACGCGCAGUGCCGGGGCAAUGUCGGAUUUUGACAGCAACCCCUUUGCGGAUCCGGAUCUCAACAACCCGUUCAAGGACCCAUCUGUCACACAGGUGACAAGAAAUGUGCCACCGGGACUUGAUGAAUAUAAUCCUUUCUCUGAUUCUAGAACGCCUCCACCAGGCGGUGUGAAAAUGCCUAACGUACCCAACACCCAGCCAGCAAUAAUGAAGCCGACCGAGGAGCAUCCGGCUUACACACAGAUCACAAAGGAGCAUGCCUUGGCUCAAGCCGAGCUUCUCAAGCGCCAAGAGGAGCUGGAGAGAAAAGCUGCAGAGUUAGAUCGUCGAGAGCGAGAGAUGCAGAACCUGAGUCAGCACGGGAGAAAAAAUAAUUGGCCACCUCUUCCUAGCAAUUUCCCUGUGGGGCCUUGUUUCUAUCAAGACUUUUCUGUAGACAUUCCCGUAGAGUUCCAGAAGACAGUGAGGCUUAUGUACUACUUAUGGAUGUUCCAUGCGGUAACCCUGUUCCUGAACAUCUUCGGAUGCCUGGCUUGGUUUUGUGUUGAUUCCUCAAGAGCAGUUGACUUUGGACUCAGCAUCCUGUGGUUCUUGCUCUUUACCCCCUGUUCAUUUGUCUGUUGGUACAGGCCGCUCUAUGGGGCCUUCAGGAGUGACAGUUCCUUCAGGUUCUUCGUGUUCUUCUUCGUCUAUAUUUGUCAGUUUGCUGUACAUGUGCUCCAGGCUGCAGGAUUUCAUAACUGGGGAAACUGUGGUUGGAUCUCAUCCCUCACUGGUCUCAACAAGAACAUUCCGGUCGGGAUCAUGAUGAUCAUAAAAUUUAAAGACAUUAAAUUAUUUAAGUGCUCGAUGGCAUGCCCCCAGUACACACGAAGUAAAACGAGCAGCGUGGAGUCAGGGCGGUGCCAUGACGGGGUGCAUGGACUGUAUCGCACAACAGGUGCUAGCUUUGAGAAGGCCCAGCAAGAGUUUGCAACGGGAGUGAUGUCCAAUAAAACUGUUCAGACAGCAGCUGCAAACGCCGCGUCCACCGCAGCAACCAGCGCCGCACAGAAUGCCUUCAAGGGUAACCAGAUGUAGCGAGCCUCCUCAGAGCGGUUCUCCAUUCCCUUAUGACUGUGUUUUUUUCUCCAGUUACUGUAUUCUACAGAUAUUUUUAUGUUGGAAACACACAGUACAUAAAGCAUGGGUAUUUCCUAUCCACAUGUGCAUGGUCUAAAAACCAGAGAAACUUCCUAGUCUUAUUACUUUGCCUAAUAGUUUCUUACUAUUUCCAUGCCCCUCACAGAAGAAAACUAUCAUCUGCAAAACAAAUAUUCUCCAUAUUUUUGGGGGAUGGUGUUCCUCAGAUUAUUUCAGUGGUGACACACUGAAAUGAGUAUGUUACUGAAGAUUUAAAAGGCACUCGAUGCUAGCCACAGAAGCUCUUCCAAGAGGCAGUAGAGACACAGAUUAUACAUUGCAAAUGAAACAACCUUUGUUUCCUUUUCCCCCCCCUGUAUUAGUACGGAAGGAACAAGGUCAGCCAAGGCUUGCGGUGUUUUGAAAUUGGCUUGCUUUAUAUGAGGUUCAGUCACCAGAGAGGAGCCUGCGUGCUCUGUAGUAGAUAAUGUAUAUUUUACCUUCUUUUAUUUUAUUUUUAGACUAGUUGAUAUUUUGAUAACAAUCUCUGAUCUUGCAUGGGCACCACGUCUCUUAAGUGAAAUGAAUUAGUAUUUUGGGUUCUGUACUGCUAUAGUUGUAGGAUCUGGGGCUCUUUAUAGAAUCAGAAAUGAUUUUCUGUAAUAGUUUCUUUUAAGUAAAAAUUUACUGGAGUAUAAAGACUUUAAUAUAAUGUGCAGUGCAUUAUCCAAAAGAGAGGGCAGUGAAUUGAUGAGCUAGUAUAUAGUGAUAAUUUCUUUUCCCCUCCUAAUUUCCAGUAUUCAUAGAGUAAAAUGUUACUGUAUGGAACUCUGGUGUAUUCUUCUGGCUGAUCUUUUUAAUUGAACUGGGAUUCGUGUUUGUAGCUCUGUGUGCGUGUGCGUGUGUGCGUGCGUGAGUGUGUGUGUGUAUGUAUGUGUGAGAGAGAGGGGUGGAGAUUUUGACACAGGUGUUAAAAGCUCGCCUAACCCUUGAAUAAAAAGAACACACAGUAUUUGAGGGAUUUCUCUUUCAGCCUCCCACCUUUAGUUGCAUUAAAAAUAAAAGACCCUUGUGCUUCUAAUGUCCUUGGCUUCUUAAUGGACCUGUCUUCUACUUUUAAGACAGACUAAAUUCAUGUGAAACAUUGCACCAAGCAGGGGACUGAAACUUCAGGCACUGUGAUCAUUAUUGAUGUCAUCAGAUUAACAUGGCUGUGAUGAGCGCACACGAUGUGGGUUCAGACUUCUGAUGAUGAUGAUGAUGAGGUGUCUCAGGAGCGUCUGUCAGGCGGCCUGUUGUAGAAGCCUCACUGGCUUUGGAUUGCAGAACGCUAGACUCACCCAAGCCGACUUUGAAUAGAGGUGGACUGUCGAAUGCAGGGCAUCCUUUCAAAAUGAACUGGACUGGUCGAGUCACGUUGUCCUCUCCCAAGGCUGCAGUCAGAGGGACUUGUGUGCAGAGCUGGGUGCAGUUCUUGGAGGUCGGUGGGUGCUGGGUUACACAUCCCCCAUGCAGGGCCACGUAGGUUUGCUUGGGAAUUGACUGAGUACAGUAGUUCAAAGAGGUUUCUUUGACUCAGGAAGAUGGAGAACUCAGAAAUGAAUUUGGAGUUGUGCUUUGGCUCCUUCCGAUCAGUGAGGAUCUCCUCCCUCCUCAACUGCCCAGGCCUUGCUGCUGCGGGCCGCGCUCGGUCCAGUAUGGCGUUAAUGGACACGGAGAGCGUUAAGACUGUAAAAGUGCACGUAAACACUGGUACUUCUAGUCCAAGUCCACCUUUAUUCCUCUCUGGGGUACAGAUAAGAGACACAUCAGAGAUUCAAAACGUGCUAAUAGUUUUUUUCUAAAUUGGUCCCUCUCCAUUAUGUGGAGGUCCCCAAGGGUAGUGUUAUCCAAUGGCAGAGAAUAGUUGUUACCCACAUUAUGUUUCUGUAUGAAGAAGAAAAAAGCUGUUUUCAGUCCAAUUGUUUGGAUUCUUACAAGUUUGAAAGAUUAUGUUGUGUGAAAACACAGAGGAGCAUUGAAGGGAUGGUGGCGUCUGCGGCUCAGUCAGGCGGGAGCAGCUCGAGACCUCUGCUCUCCUCUCAGCCACAGUCUGUCAGCAAUGCACCUCGGUUUCCUAUUUGAUACCAAUGUCACCGCAGCCAUGAGGCGAGCAUCCACGUGACCUUUCAGUUUGCAAUAUUAAAUGGUGACUAUUUUAUUUAAAACUAGGGUCUGAUCACUGGAAAAUGACUGCCUGGCGACUUGUGACUCGGGGCUUGGUUCAUUGCUCUAGGGACGUUUGUGUAUUCUGUAGGUGCGUGCACUCCUGCGCUGCCCUGUGGUGUGUCACGGCUCUGUGUGAACGCCCUCCACGUGGCCCUCUCAUGUUGCAUGUUUUCAGUGGUUUGGAAGUUUUGUAUAUUUAUUGUAUUAAAUGCAGAGUGUCAUAAAAUAAAAUAAUGUUUACUGGA
Rattus rattus (black rat) is the source of this 3709-nucleotide messenger RNA. RefSeq names its product secretory carrier membrane protein 1 (gene Scamp1). Bases 153 to 1214 code for a protein of 353 amino acids. Lineage: Eukaryota; Metazoa; Chordata; Mammalia; Rodentia; Muridae. The transcript has 10 exons. The record is from RefSeq and is a predicted model, not a curated record. Gene Ontology annotation, cellular component: recycling endosome membrane; trans-Golgi network membrane. Gene Ontology annotation, biological process: protein transport.